UUCAGAAAAUUACAUCAUUUUACUUUAAAACCAGGAAAAGACAACACUUAAGUCACACUAGGAGGCUAGAAGACAAGAAAGGGGGCAAGAGACAGCAAAAGUUUGCUUUUGUCUGCAAAAACGUUUUAUGUUUCUCCACAAGAGGGAGACUAAAACCUACUUAUAAAAUUGAGUGUCUCUCAAGCUGACGUUUAUUGAAUUCACUUUAAUGCAGAUGAAGUUUUUUAGAUACUUUAUGAAUGUUUUAAUACACGAAUGCACACUCAAGCUCAGUGAUUCUCCUCCGAUGACUUCGGAGCAUGUGAGAGGACAAAAGAGGAUAGAGACUUCGCAGGUAAUCUUUCUGUUUUGUUGGAAGUGGGACGUUUUAGUGGGGAGGCAGCUGAUUGGCUAAUUGUACAUGUGUUUGUUGUGAUGUCAAGCCUACAUCAUUCCUCAUUUAAACAGACAAGACAGAUUUUUAAAAAGUGAAUGACACCUGAUUAGGAGAAAAAAAUCAUAUAACUCAACACUUUGUGAUGGAAAUGACUAGAUUCACCUUAGUUAGCUAGUGCAGAACAACGAGGGAAAGGCUGGACUUUUAGUUUUGCUAGUUAGAGCUCCAAAACCAGAUGUAAACAUCACAGACCUACAUGCCACGUAUCUCUUUUGUCAUUUACUGAAUUUAAUUAUUUCCGUAUAUAAAUCUUAUCUACGAAAAACUGUAGGAAAACCACCUACAAAACCAGCACCGCGAUCCCAUACAAAGAUCCCCGAGGUCCUCGCCGGGUUGUGGGGGUGCAGACGGGACUCAGUCGGUUACCUAUUAGGGUCACAAUCGUUUGAUAGGCUAUGAUUUGACUCCUCACCGGUUGAGGGAGUUAUUCCUUUUAACGAUUCUUCCGGUCGGCAUUUUGAAAGAGAGACAGAGAGGGGAUUGGACCGUGGACCCUCCUUUUUUCCUCUUUUCUCCGGUUCUCUCGAAAAUUAAUUAGUACCCGCAACCUCAAACGUUUAACGUUGUCUGGGGAUAAUCGUAUGAAAAGGCCGGUUUGAGGGGAUGCUCCCCCCCUCUCUCCCUCCCAGCAGAGAUGCUCGCCGUGGGAAAGAUGAAAACCCCCCAGUCCCCCUGACGGGGAUUACUGCCGUUGUGCUAGCUGUUUACUCGGAGGAGCUGUUUGAACCGUGGGACGGAGAGGGAGCUAGAGACUCUUCUCCUGCUCCAGCUGCCAUCCUACCCCUCCCCCUCCUCCUCCUCCUCCUCGUCCUCCUCCUCCUCCUCCACCAGAACCACUUCUUUCUCAUCACAUCCUGAGAAUUUUGGACAUGUGAGGAAUAGGAAGAGAUUGGUGAUUUUGAGCAGCCUGUGCAUUGCCACGACCUCUUGACCUCAUCUUCAGCAUGAAUGGUGAUAUGCCUCAUGUUCCCAUCACUACUCUUGCUGGAAUUGCUAGCCUGACAGACUUGUUGAACCAGCUGCCCUUGCCUUCUCCUCUCCCUGCCACCACUGCUAAGAGUCUGCUCUACAAUGGAAGGAUCUCUGAAGAGGUCAGCAACCUGCUGGUGUGUCGGGACGAGAAUCUGGUGACUCAGCUGGCACAUAGCCUUAACCAGGUCUCCACUGAACACAUAGAGUUGAAGGACAACUUGGGGAAUGAUGAACCCGAGGGUGAUAUGCCAAUGCUUCUUCAAACCUUGCUGUCCAGACACCCCCAAAUCUUCAGGGACAAAAGUGUAAGGCAGCAGCCGAUGAUGCAACAGUAUAAGAUCUCUCAGAAUCAGGUGCAUGGGAGUCCAGCAUCAAACUAUCAGCAAACCACUGUCCCUCAAAGCCCCUCUGGAUGCUUUACAUCCCCGCAGUCUGGGUCAGGAAAUCGGUUCGUACCGCAGCAGAACAGCCCUAUACCUAGUCCCUAUACUCCUCAGAGUCCUGCUGACUAUAUGCAGUACAGUCCACCCAGUUACUCUCAACACCAGCAGACUCAGCAAGUUGCUGGUGGUCUCAGAAAUAUCCAUGACAACAAGGUCUCUGGACAGCUAUCAAGUAACCCCCCCAAUCAUAACACAAGACCAGACUCCGAUGAAGACUACAUGAACAUGGCUCACAGACUGGGAAAUGAGGAGAAUGAUCCCUCCACGAGGGCCGCCUCGUUUCCAGUUAAAUCACCACAGUCGGUGUGUUCCCCUGCUGGGAGCGAAGAGACUGCAAAAUGGUCAAGACCUCCUCUUAUCAUGCAGUCACAUCCCCCCGAUGUGCCACUGGGUGCAGCACCUGACCUGCUCCUCUCCUCUUCUGACCAUAAAAAGAAGCAUAGAGAAAGGAGCAAAGAGGAACAUGAGCAGAUGGACAAAAACACCUUGUAUGACAUUGUUAGCUCUCCACUGAAAGACUCUGCCAGGCUUACUUUAAAACUGGCCCGAGUGAGGACUUCAGACGCAGAUGAAUCUGGAGAGCCUUCUCCUAGUGCAGAUCUAGACCAUGAAACUGAUUUGAUGAAUAAUAAUAAUAAUCAGUUGUCGAGGACUGCCCAGGACUUGUCACACAAGUUAGGUUCCGAGGAGCAGGCAAACUGUCAGCAAGUUCCUGUUCAGCCAAAUAUCAAGGAGACUGGAGUCGUCAGUGGGGUUGUGUUUGAUGAUGCUGAGAUAGACGCACUUGCAGACUUUGAGAGAAUAGAACGCGAGUCAGUCAGUGAGAGAGAGCGAUGGUCUAAAGAAGUCCAGGAUAAAGAUAAGCCACUGAAGAAACGGAAGCAAGACUCAUAUCCUCAGGAACCUGGAGUUGAGGCUAACGACGGACCUGCUGUUCACGGGGGCAACACUGGCAGCAAGUUGACACCCAAGAAGACGAACGCUGCAAGUAACGGUGCCAGUCGGCCUGCUUUGAUGGUCAGUAUUGAUCUGCAGCAAGCUGGCAGAGUGAAAGGACAGCCUGUGGUGGUCUUGGAAGCACGGCAGCUGUGCGAGGACCACCUGCGGCGCCUAAAGUCAAAGACAGAUGGAAAGGUGGAUAAAAUUGUCGAGAACAGACCUAGCAUUGUCAAACAGCAUGCCGACAACUCCAGGAAGUCUGGUCCAGACGUCCAACCAGAAACCCCUAAAGAGAAACAGGAAAGCUGGCUUGAAUCUAAGCACCGAUCGAGUAGCAAGGUGCACUCAGAUGGCAGACGACCAGACAAACCACGGCAGAAACACGACAGACAUUCAGACACGCGGCACAAAGAGGAAAAGAACCACAACAGUCACAGAACCCAUGUCAGCCAACCUGAAACUCCCAAAACCAUGAACAAGGCAGAGCGCAUCUCCAGACAGGGAGAAGACAAAGGCAGGGAUAGAGAUAGGGAAAAGGACAGAGAUCGAGAUAGGGAUAAGGACAGGGAUAGAGAUAGGGUUAAGGACAGAGAUAAAGAAAAGGAUAUGGAUAAGGACAGAGAUAAAGAAAAGGAUAUGGAUAAAGACAGAGAUAAAGAAAAGGAUAUGGAUAAGGACAGAGAAAGGGACAUGGACAAAGUUAGACAUAAAGAUAGGAAUAAGGACAGAGAUAAGGAUAGGGAUAAGGAGAAAGAUAGAGAUAAAGAGAGGAAUAAGGACAGAGAGAAGGAUAGGGAUAAGGAGAAAGAUAGAGAUAAAGAGAGGAAUAAGGACAGAGAUAAGGAUAGGGAUAUGGACAAAGAUAAAGAUAAAGAGAGGAAUAAAGACAGAGAUAGGGAUAGGGAUAAGGACAAAGAUAGAGAUAAGGAGAGGAAUAAGAACAGAGAUAGAGACAGAGAGAGAGUCAGAGACAGGGAAAGGAAACACAAGAUCCUGUCAAGGGAAAACUGCAACAGACACCAACACUCUCCUGACCGGCAUACUAAACCUGAAAGCCCUAGAGUGAAACAAGACGGAAGCAGAAAAUCCACUGACCUCAAUGGUCGACAGAGGACAGACAGUUCCGGCCUUCAAACCCCCCAAAAAAAGGAAGAGAGGAAAAGUGGGGACGACCGCGUUAUCUGCCAAACCGGGUAUAAAAAGCAGCCCUUUGAGACUAAACCUAUCGAGUUCCCCGCAUACCUGCUGGGCGGAAAGUCAGGAAGUCUGAAGAACUUUGUGAUUCCUAAAUUUAAACGAGAUGGGAAAGACAAAGAUCCCCAAUGUCCAAACAAAUUGGUGGAGCAAUGGAGCGAACCCCGGGUCAGGCUGCAGAGAGUGUCACUGGUAGAGAACCUAAGCAAAGGAGCUAAGCCUGUCGUUGUGCUUAAGAAACUAAGUAUUGAUGAGGUAAAAAAGAUCAUUAAGGAAAGCAGGAAUGCACACAGCUUCAAGUCCAGGAACUGGUCUUCUUUUGACAGAUCAGGGAAAGAGACAAACAAGCGCAGGCACAGCAUGGUCAGUAAGAGACCCAAGUACACUGAGUCGGACUCAAAUGAAGAGGAUGAAGACGACUCCGACAAAGAGUACGCAAGGAAAAGGCACAAGAAAGAUCACGACAAGACAUGGAAACAGGAAGUAAGGAGAGGUUCUGGAGAGCACCGUCGAAGCGGAGGUUUUCAUAACGCUCGCCAUCACCGCCAUAAGAGCUCAGACGAUUCAGACGGAAGUUCUCCACCACCAAGCCUAAGUGAUGUUGCCAGAAAAUUGAAGAAAAAGGAAAAACAGAAAAACCGAAAGACAUACGACUCCAAGCUGACACUAGAGGAAAAGUUGGACUCUUCCACAUUUAAGAGAUUCACAGCCAGUGUGGACAACAUUCUUGAGAGCCUUGAGGAUGUGGACUUCACUGCCACAGAUGAUGAUGAGAUACCUGAAGAACUCUUGCUUGGAAAACACCAGUUGAGUGAGCUAGGCAACGACUCUGCUAAGAUUAAAGCUAUGGGCAUCUUUAACAAAUUUCCAUCUGAUAAACUGGUGAAAAUUGUGAAUAUCUUGGAGAAGAACAUUCAAGAUAGUGUCAAACUCUCCACAUUAAUGAAUCAUGGUAAUGAUUCCUUGGAUGAGGAGCGGUUGUGGCGUGACCUGAUCAUGGAGCGGGUGACAAAGUCUGCUGAUGCUUGUCUGACUGCACUCAACAUCAUGACAUCCCCAUGCAUGCCCAAGGCUGUUUACAUUGAGGAUGUGAUUGAGAGGGUGCUGCAGUACACCAAGUUUCAUCUGCAAAACUCUUUGUACCCUCAGUAUGACCCGGUCUACAGAGUGGAUCCCCAUGGAGGUGGCCUGCAUAACUCAAAGGCCAAGAGAGCGAAAUGUUCUACCCAUAAGCAGAAGGUGGUUGUCAUGCUCUACAACAAAGUGUGUGACAUUGUCAGCAACAUCUCAGAGCUCCUUGAGAUCCAGCUGCUAACUGACACCACAAUUCUUCAGGUGUCCACCCUUGGUAUUACACCGUUUUUUGUGGAGAAUGUCAGUGAACUGCAGUUGUGUGCCAUAACACUUGUGACGGCGGUGUUCUCUCGUUACGAGAAGCACAGGCAGCUCAUUCUUGAAGAGAUCUUCACCUCCCUGGCUAGACUACCUACUAGCAAACGCAGCCUCAGGAACUUUCGGCUAAACAGCAGUGAUACAGAUGGAGAGCCUUUGUAUAUUCAGAUGGUCACAGCCCUGGUUCUUCAGCUCAUCCAGUGUGUGGUACACUUCCCCUCUGAGAGGGAUGUAGAUGAUGAACGUAGUAAGAAGGUGGAUAAAGAUGUCUUCAUCACAAAUUCUUAUGAAACGGCCAUGAGGACAGCUCAGAACUUCCUAUCAGUGUUUCUCAAGAAGUGUGGCAGUAAGCAGGGAGAAGAGGACUACAGGCCUCUGUUUGAGAACUUUGUUCACGACCUGCUGUCUACAGUCAACAAGCCUGAGUGGCCUGCAGCUGAACUGCUGCUCAGUUUAUUGGGCCGGCUGUUGGUGCACCAGUUCAGUAACAAGCAGACAGAAAUGGCACUCAGGGUGGCGUCACUGGACUACCUCGGCACCGUCGCAUCUCGCCUUCGUAAAGAGGCUGUCACUAGCAACAUGGACCAAAAGGCUAUUGACCGCAUCCUCCAAGAGAGUCCAGGCAAUGAUGAGAUCCAGCAACUCCAGAAGGCCUUGCUAGACUACCUAGACGAGAACAUCGAGACAGACUCAUCUUUAGUGUUUGCCAGGAAGUUUUACAUCGCCCAGUGGUACAGGGACACAACAACUGAGGCAGAGAAGGCGGUGAAGUCUCAAAAUGAUAAAGAUGAUGAUUGGAAAGGUCAUUCCACGGAUGUUGACUCGACUGGGGAGAUUAUGUUGAGGGCAGAAGCACGAAAGAAAUUCCUCCGCAAGAUCAUCAAGACUUCACGAUCGCAUUUCAGUUCUCUGACGUCAAACUCUAACACAGUAGACUAUGAGGACUCCUGUCUGAUUGUCAGAUAUCUGGCCUCUAUGAGGCCAUUUGCACAGAGCUUUGAUAUUUAUUUAUCACAGAUUCUGAGAGUUCUUGGUGAGAGUGCUAUUGCAGUCAGAACUAAAGCCAUGAAGUGUCUGUCUGAGGUAGUGGCGGUGGAUCCAAGUAUUCUGGCACGGUUGGAUAUGCAGCGUGGGGUUCAUUGUCGCCUCAUGGACAACUCCACCAGUGUGCGAGAGGCUGCUGUGGAGCUCCUUGGCCGUUUUGUACUAAGUCGACCUCAGCUCAUUGAGCAGUACUAUGACAUGCUCAUUGAAAGGAUAUUGGACACAGGUAUUAGCGUGAGGAAGAGAGUCAUUAAGAUCCUGAGGGAUAUUUGCCUGGAGCAGCCAGACUUCCACAAGAUCACUGAGAUGUGUGUCAAGAUGAUCCGAAGGGUCAAUGAUGAGGAGGGGAUCAAGAAACUGGUGAAUGAGACAUUCCAGAAACUCUGGUUCACCCCCACACCCAGUCAUGACAAAGAUGCCAUGACCAGAAAGAUCCUGAACAUCACAGAUGUGGUGUUGGCAUGUAAAGAUUCAGGCUAUGACUGGUUUGAGCAGCUUCUCCAAAAUCUACUGAAGUCAGAAGAGAACGCUUCGUACAAACCUGCCAAGAAAGCUUGCGUUCAGUUGGUGGACAAUCUAGUGGAACACAUACUGAAAUAUGAGGAGUCUCUUGCAGACUGUGAGGACAAAGGACUCAGCUCAGGUCGUCUGGUAGCAUGUGUCACCACUCUGUACCUGUUCAGCAAGAUCAGACCACAGUUAAUGGUCAAACAUGCCAUGACUAUGCAGCCCUACUUGACCACCAAGUGCAAUACUCAAAAUGACUUCAUGGUGAUAUGUAACGUGGCCAAGAUCCUGGAGCUGGUCGUGCCUCUGAUGGAGCAACCAAGUGAGACUUUCCUCACCACCAUAGAAGAAGACCUGAUGAAGCUCAUCAUCAAAUACGGCAUGACUGUUGUACAACACUGUGUAAGCUGUCUUGGUGCUGUUGUGAACAAGGUCACACAUAACUACAAGUUUGUUUGGGCUUGUUUCAAUCGUUACUAUGGAGCUCUGGCAAAACUCAAGACCCAGCACCAAGAGGACCCCAACAGCUCCACUCUGGUAACUAACAAACCUACUCUCCUGCGCUCACUGUUCACCGUUGGGGCUCUGUGUCGACACUUUGAUUUUGACCAAGAGGAGUUCAAAGGCGCCAACAAGAUUGUCAUCAAGGACAAAGUGUUGGAGCUUCUGCUAUACUUCACCACUCAUGAAGAUGAGGAGGUCCUGAUCAAGGCCAUCAUAGGUCUAGGCUUCCAGUUCAUCAUGCACCCAGAGCUCAUGUUUGUGCAGGAUGUGAAGGUUCUGUAUAACAAUACCCUAUCAGAUGAAAACAGUUUGGUCAGUCUGAAGAUCCAGGUGCUAAAAAACCUGCAGACAUACCUGCAGGAAGAGGACUCUCGAAUGCAGGAGGCUGACCGUGAAUGGAAGAACCAAGCCAAGCAAGAGGAUCUGAAGGAAAUGGGGGACAUCUCGUCAGGCAUGAGCAGCUCCAUAAUGCAGAUUUACCUGAAGCAGGUGCUGGAGUCCUUCUUCCACACGCAGUCCACUGUUCGGCACUUUGCACUGAAUGUCAUUAUACUGACUCUCAGCCAGGGCCUCAUCCAUCCUGUACAGUGUGUGCCCUACUUGAUUGCCAUGGGAACAGACCCUGAGCCAACCAUGAAGAACAAGGCCGAUCAACAGCUGGUGGAGAUUGACAAGAAAUAUUCUGGCUUCAUCCAUAUGAAAGCCGUCGCAGGGUUGAAGAUGUCUCAUCAGGUACAACAGGCCAUAGUUGGCUCCAAAAACGCAGUAAUCCGAGGUGUUCGGCACGAAGACACAGACUCGGCCCUCUGUUCUCAUCUUUACACCAUGGUCCGUGGGAACCGACAACACAGACGGGCUUUUCUCAUUUCCCUGCUCAACCUAUUCGAUGACAGCUCUAAAACAGAGGUGAACAUGCUGCUGUUCAUAGCAGACAACUUGGCCUGCUUCCCUUUCCAGACCCAGGAGGAACCUCUUUUCAUCAUGCACCAUAUAGAUAUUACCCUGUCUGUCUCUGGUAGCAACCUGCUCCAGUCUUUCAAGGAGUCUUUACUGAAAGAGCCUGUUGAGCGUCAAAAGAAGACGAAGCCGAAAAAAAAGAAGAAGAAGAAGAAGAAGAAGAAGAAGCAGAAGCCUCAGAGGAGGAAAUACAGCUCUGAGGAUGAUGAGGAUGAGGAGGAGAGCAGUAGCGAGUCCAGCAGCAGCAGUAGCAGCAGCAGCAGUAGCAGCAGCAGCAGCAGCAGCAGCGAUGAGGAUGACGAGGUGGUCCGCAGGCGAAAAAAAACUGACUCUGACUCCGAAAUGGAAGAUGAGGAUGCAAUUAUGGACCGUCUCCCUGGAAACCCAAACCCUCUGCUGGACUUUGCCAGUGCUUCACAAGGCAUCUUGCUUCUGCUUGUGCUCAAACAACAUCUGAAGAAUCUAUACGGCUUCUCAGACAGCAAAAUCCAGAAGUACUCGCCAACAGAGUCUGCCAAAGUGUACGACAAGGCAGUGAACAGGAAAUCUAAGGUGCACUUCAACCCUCGACAGACGCUGGAUUUCCUGAAGGGUGAUCUAGCCAACAGAGAUCUCAGCUACGAGAUCAAGAGGAAUAUUGUGAAACAGUAUUUAGAUUUCAAGGUACUGAUGGAGCACUUGGAUCGUGAUGAAGAGGACGAGGAGGGCGAAGCAAGUGCCAAUGCCAGAAACAAAGCCAUUUCUUCGCUGCUGAGGGGCCCAAAACCCCAGAACCACAACCACAAUAAUCAUGCUGCUCCAGUGGAGUCAGAUGAUGAGGACAGUGAGGAUGAAGAUCCUCCUGCGCGGAAACCAAGGAAAGGCGGGGAUUCCGCAGAGGAUUCAGGUCACAUGAAUGAGAAGGUGGAGGCCAUGGAUGUCAUUGCCAUCUGCCGUCCCAAAUACAAAGACAGACCACAGAUUGCCAGGGUCAUCCAGAAGACCAAAAGUGGCUACAGUAUACACUGGAUGUCUGGAACUUACUCUGGGCCCUGGGCUGAAGCAAAGAAACGGGAUGGUCGCAAAAAGGUGCCUUGGGUUGACACGAUCAAGGAGUCAGACAUUAUUUACAAGAAAAUCUCCUUGACAAGUGGACACAAGCUUACAAAUAAAGUGGCACAGACGUUACGGGCGCUAUACGCCGCCAAGGAGGGGACUAAGAGUUAAUCAACUGACAGACAGAAACCCUUCACAGCCAAACCAAUGUGGAUCCAGUAUGUUACAAACAGAGAGAAGACAAAACCUCUUUAUAUUUAAGGACGCGAUAGAGGAAAAGUACCGUGAACACUGAUCUGUUCGAAACAUGGGCAUGUUUAAGUUAAACACAAGAAAAACACAAGAAGGAAAUGUUUGGGAAAACAUUGUGUGGGAGUUCCUUCGCUGUUGUGCAGCAACUCGGUUGUUUGAUUUUUACUCCCACUGUAUCAUAGUUUAACUAAACACAUGUUUAUAUCUGAACAUAAUUCUGUAAAAAAAAAAGAAUAAAGUGAAUGUUGGAAAUUAGUGUAUUGAUGAUGUUCUUAAUAAAGUGUUUUUGGAGUUUAAA
This is a messenger RNA of Thunnus maccoyii (southern bluefin tuna), 9973 nucleotides long. RefSeq names its product nipped-B-like protein B. The transcript is spliced from 47 exons. The record is from RefSeq and is a predicted model, not a curated record. Lineage: Eukaryota; Metazoa; Chordata; Actinopteri; Scombriformes; Scombridae. Gene Ontology annotation, cellular component: Scc2-Scc4 cohesin loading complex. Bases 1381 to 9594 code for a protein of 2737 amino acids. Gene Ontology annotation, biological process: establishment of protein localization to chromatin; heart morphogenesis; brain development. Gene Ontology annotation, molecular function: chromatin binding.